Messenger RNA from Knipowitschia caucasica, 360 nucleotides. The record is from the annotation of a GenBank genome assembly. Lineage: Eukaryota; Metazoa; Chordata; Actinopteri; Gobiiformes; Gobiidae.
AUGUGGGGGUGGUGCUACAUGUGGGGGUGGUGCUACGUGUGGGGGUGGUGCUACAUGUGGGGGGUGGUGCUACAUGUGGGGGUGGUGCUACAUCCUUCUCCAAACGCGGUGCCGAGCUCCUCCGCGGUCCACUCCUCUGCGGUCCGAUCCGUGCUGCAGGACAGGACAGUUUGCGCGCCGAGUCUUCCCUCGCCCGCGCUGGUGGUGGAGGACGCCGGUGCUCUCUCCGGUGUUUUUGCCCUUUCCUCCUUCCCGCCGACAGUCCGCCGGUUCGCCGCGCCCCUGUGGCAACGAGUCACCGCCACGGUAGGCGUGGGUCCACUCCUCUCCAGGAAACCGCGCUGUGCCAAUCACAGCUGA